AAUUCAAAUCGUAAAGUCGGACUUUUCAAUUUUCUGGUCCCAGAGCUUCAAUUGAUACCAUGCAUGUGUCAUUCACUUCAUCUGGCAGCAUCACAAGCAUCUGACGAAUUGUCUAGUUCGCUGGAAUUUCUUAUUAGAGAAACCAACAGCUGGUUUUCAUGUUCUCCGCUUCGUAAAUCUCUAUACAACAGUUUAUAUGCUACGAUAAACGAGGAGGCAAUGAACAGCUUGAUGGAAAAUAAGUGUUACAUGGCACGAGGAGAUCAUCCUUUCAACGAAUUGGCAAUAUUUGCUCUGCGUAUUCUUUGUCUUCCUUUCUCAAAUGUAGCCGUAGAAUGCGUAUUCUCUCAUAUGAAUACCAUAAAAACAAAGCCACGUAAUCGAUUAGAAUUUAAUAUGCUUGUUGCUCUGCUCAGAAUUCGUAUUCAUUUGGUUGUAAUCGAUAAGUGCUGUUGUAAAGAUUUUGAAAUUACAGAAAAAAUGUUGAAACUGUUCACGUCUGCCAUAUAUGAAACAGUAAAUAGUCGUGACGUUUCAUGUUCCGCAAAUAAUAUUGAGAAGGAAAAUGCAUUUGAGGAAGGAUUAACAUUGUUCAGGGAUGCGAGUGAUGAAAAUUGA
This is a messenger RNA of Acromyrmex echinatior (Panamanian leafcutter ant), 618 nucleotides long. RefSeq lists its product as uncharacterized. The record is from RefSeq and is a predicted model, not a curated record. NCBI's taxonomy places the organism in Eukaryota, Metazoa, Arthropoda, Insecta, Hymenoptera, Formicidae.